This is a messenger RNA of Symbiodinium natans, 1707 nucleotides long. The record is from the annotation of a GenBank genome assembly. NCBI's taxonomy places the organism in Eukaryota, Dinophyceae, Suessiales, Symbiodiniaceae.
AUGCCGUCAGCUGCGGCAAUUGAACAUCGAAGCCAGUCACCUUAUGAAGGUGUUGAUUGUGUUGACUUCGACCUGCUUCCCGUCAUCGUUGAAGACGCAUGCGAAGUGAACGAUGCAGUGCCCUCGCGUGCCCGCGCACGAACUGCUUUUCCGAGCAAGUACAGAAAGCUGUGCGCCAGCGCUCAAGGCAGCCGGGACUUGGGAAGACCGAGGUCACCACCAAAUUCCAGGACCAUCAAAAUUUCAGAUGAUCUGGAGAUGAUCCUUCCCGACGCUCAGGACAUGCGGGCGACGCGUGUGAGUAGGUACCGACGGGCCAGUUCCAGAGCCAUGCGAGCUGCACGUUUCGAACCUUUUCUCUCGUCCCUGUAUUUGGAACCCUUUCAUGGCGACAUGCCAAGACACUGCAGCAUCUGCAGGCAGACAUUCGUAAUCGGAGAGCUGCGAUUGGGUUACAUGCUCGAAGAUUUGACGUUGCGCCCGAAGUGGAUUCAUGUCAACUGCGCUCGGCGGGCACGACUUCAGGCCAUUGGGCAACGCCUUGCCCACAGCCCCACAAUUUCUGAAGCCGCUCUGCAAGGAGCCCUGACGGAUCUGGGGCGUACUCGAGAAUCGUCACACAAUCUCGUAUGCUGGAGCUACUUGCCCGCAUCUGUGCGCCAGUGGCCCAACCAGCUUGUUCGUGCUGUUCGAGAACCUGAGAUCGAGGGAGGCAACCAUGGAGUUAACUCACACUCUGAGCAGGCAAUCGCUGCUAUUCUUUCAGCACUUCCGUGCUCUCAGCUGAGAGCCUCCAUAGAGGCUUGCACCAUCUGCCACCAAGUGAUGUCACAGGGGGAGAUGGUGUGCUCCUUGCCUUGUGCCCAUGCCUACCAUGUGGGCUGCAUAGAUGCCUGGUUGAGGAUUAAGACGACAUGUCCACUUGACAACCGUGACAUUCAGCAGAUGCUGAGCCAGCCAGACAGUGAAGAGUGCAAGCAGGGUCGAGUCGUUUGGGCGGAGCUCUUCAAUUCCCUGCCAGAUCCGCAGUCCGAAUAUCCCCCCUUGGAUGAAAGGCCUUUUCCAGAGCGUUUCACGGACGACUUCUUCCGGGAUAGCCUUCCAGAGCUUGAGUUCCGACUGGAAGAGGCCUGUGUCAAGGGCAACAUUCAAGAGGUACAUGACCUGAUCUUGAAAGGUGCCAACAAGAAUGCGCCUUUAGACAAGGAUCUCAAGACGCCGCUGAUGAUAGCUUGCCAGCUUGGCUGGUUUCACUUGGUGAAGUGGCUGGUUGAGUUUGAGGGGGUGGACGUGGAUGGGCCGAUGUCUAGAUGUGGUUUCAGAGCCAUCGACUAUGCUGGGAAGGAGCAGUUCCGUUGGCCAAACGAGGAGGUAGAGAUUGCAGAUUACCUCAGGACCAUGGGCUCCAACUACACAUGGUGGGGCGCCUGUUUUUCUGGUGACAUUCAGCGCAUCGACGAGUAUCUUCAGAAUGGUCAGGACAUCAAUGAGAUCAACCCAGCCCUCUGGAAUUACAAUGCUGUGGAUUGCGCCAUGCACGGUGGAUGUGGCAAAGCCGCGCAGUUUCUCGUUGCCCGCGGUGGCAUCAUUACGGUAAGAAACUGUCACAUUCCUGUGUGGGACGACAUGCUUUGGAGCAUCGGGCGUGGCGAUGCUUUCAUGUACAAGGAGUGGGGCUUGGAAGAAGGAAGCUUCACCAAACUCUGA